This is a messenger RNA of Anopheles nili, 2155 nucleotides long. RefSeq lists its product as uncharacterized. Gene Ontology annotation, cellular component: cytoplasm. Gene Ontology annotation, biological process: signal transduction; G protein-coupled receptor internalization. Lineage: Eukaryota; Metazoa; Arthropoda; Insecta; Diptera; Culicidae. The record is from RefSeq and is a predicted model, not a curated record. The transcript is spliced from 9 exons. The coding region runs from base 1 to 2112 and encodes 703 amino acids. Gene Ontology annotation, molecular function: G protein-coupled receptor binding.
AUGCUGAAGGAACGGGACGACCAGGAGCAGGAGAUAUGCAAAGCGCCUUCACCGUCGUCGACGGAGGAAAGGAAGCUGCAGGACUCGGAUGUGGAUCCCGUCGGAUCGCAGCGCGUGUACAAGAAAACUUCCUCCAAUCAACUGCUGACGCUGUACCUUGGCAGCCGGGAGCUGGUCGCGCGGAAGGGCAUCAUCGAACCGCUCAAGGGCGUGCUUUACAUCGAUUCCAAAAUCAUCAAUGAGGCUAAAAUUUACGGUCAGCUAACGCUCACGUUCCGCUACGGGCGCGAAGAUGAGGAGGUUAUGGGGCUAAAGUUCUGCAAUGAAGCCGUCAUUGCCCUGCAGCAGUUUUGGCCGAGACCGGCCAGCAUCGAGGCGGACCCGCUGACGCCGCUUCAGGAGGCACUGUUGGAGCGCCUCGGCAAGAAUGCGAUCCCUUUCUCGCUGGAAAUCGGCACCCUAGCGCCACCAAGCGUACAGCUGCUUCCAGCCAAACGAUACACCGGAGCACCCAUCGGUACCAGCUACGACAUUCGCGUCUACACGGCCGAAGCGUCCGGUGACGAACGUGUCCAGCGAAGAUCAACUGUGAGAUUAGGUAUAAGAUUAAUCCAUAAGAUCUGCCUUGAUAGCACCAAAGCACCGGCCGCCCUCGAGACGGCCACGGUCAACAAUUCCUUCGGUGAGUCGACCGGCCCGAAAAGCCCACUAGCCCUUGCGCCCCAGGGCUCGACGGACGGGAAUGCCAACAGCACGAACACCAUCAACACAAGCAGCAGCAGCAGCACUAGUACUACCAUUCCUCGGGCGCUUCGGUUGCGGCUUUCACCGAAAUCGCUCAAAUUGUCCUCGCUCCACCGGCACAGCAGCAGCGUCGACAGCACGAACGGGGGCAUUAAGUCGUACGGCGAUCACGCCAUCAUCGAGCUGACGGAAACGAACAAGGGACCGCAAGUGUCCGUCGACAAACCGUUCCUGUGGGCGGACGGGCGCGUCAACCUAAAGGCAUCGCUCAACAAGGCGGCGUACGUGCACGGCGAAAACGUUACCGUCACGCUUGACAUCAAAAACGACAGCCGAAAAAUUGUGCGGAAAAUUCGGCUGGUCGCCGUGCAGCACGUUGACGUGUGCAUGUUCAGCAAUGGCAAGUUCAAAAACAUCGUCGCCGAGGUGGACGUCAGCAAACACAUCGGUCCGGGUGAUACGCUCCACGCGUCCUACUCGCUGCUUCCGGUUCGAGGUACCACGAAAAACUGGAUCGCCGUAGAAGGUGCCUUAUUCAGCAGCAACAGUGCCGAUCCGAGCUCGUCCGCUUACAACUCCAAGCUAGCAACGAGCGCACCUCGCGGCAUGCUAUCAGUGUCAGCCAGCUCAACCGAGGAGAAGAACGUGUUCGCCAUCUACGUGUCGUACUACGUCAAGGUGAAGCUCAUCCUCAGCAGUAUGGGCGGUGAAGUCUCCCUUAAGCUACCCUUCGUUCUCGGCAACGUGGAGCUAAGCAAUCCGGACGUCACCCGGCCACCCGAUACUCUGAGUGGUCUGAAGAAACUACGCGAACUACGCCGCAAGUCAUCGACCACCAUCGCGACCAAUGGAGGUGUCAGUGGUAGCCUCGAUUUUACGCCCUGCCGAUCACCGCUUUCGAAGGAGCUCAGUCUCCGUGACAUGGACGACCCACCGAUGGACGUUGAGGACAUGAACCCGGGCACCGGCAGGAUACGUACGCUCAACCAGCACAAUCAAUCCAUCACCGGGCAGGUCGGAAGCAUCUCACCGACAAACCGGAGCACCGGAACGAGCGCCGAUGGUGAGCAGCAGGCCACAAUCAACAGCCGCCGGGAGCUGUUCAAGAACUCCAAGUUCAACGACAACCUGAGCAGUACAAUCGACAUCAUCACCGAGGACUUCCAGACGAUCACGGCCAACAUCUCGAGCCUGAUCGCGAAGUCGGACUCGAGCAAGUCCAACCUGAACGAGGUCGGGUUGUCCUGCAAUCAGGAGAUCAGCGUCGAGGCACAAAUCCACUGUCCCCAGUCGGUUGGAGAAGCCACGCAGGACGAGGCCACCGGUAGCCGGGGCGCCUCACCCCAACGAUCACCCCAGCGGGUGUAACGCGCCCAAGUGUGUGUGUGUGAUUGUUUGUGUGAAUGUGUGU